Molecule: messenger RNA, 7441 nt
Organism: Mus caroli (Ryukyu mouse)
Lineage: Eukaryota; Metazoa; Chordata; Mammalia; Rodentia; Muridae
Gene: Ctsc
Product: cathepsin C
Biological process (GO): proteolysis
Molecular function (GO): cysteine-type peptidase activity
Source: RefSeq, a predicted model, not a curated record
GGUUUCCGGGCUCUUGGGUAUUUUAAGGCGGGAGCCACUAGGGUCGCCUGACUCCCAUCGAGUGGUGUUCCAGUACUUGCUUUCUCUGCCAUCUGCUCCCCGGGCGCCGUCAGCAUGGGUCCCUGGACCCACUCCUUGCGCGCCGUCCUGCUGCUGGUGCUUUUGGGAGUCUGCACCGUGCGCUCCGACACUCCUGCCAACUGCACCUACCCUGAUCUGCUGGGCACCUGGGUGUUCCAGGUGGGCCCUAGAAGUUCCCGAAGCGACAUUAACUGCUCGGUGAUGGAAGCAACAGAAGAAAAGGUAGUGGUACACCUUAAGAAGUUGGAUACUGCCUACGAUGAGCUGGGCAAUUCUGGGCAUUUUACCCUCAUUUACAACCAAGGCUUCGAGAUUGUGUUGAAUGACUACAAAUGGUUUGCGUUUUUCAAGUAUGAAGUCAGAGGCCACACAGCUGUCAGUUACUGCCAUGAGACCAUGACUGGGUGGGUCCAUGAUGUGCUGGGCCGGAACUGGGCUUGCUUUGUUGGCAAGAAGGUGGAAAGUCACAUUGAGAAGGUUAAUAUGAAUGCAGCACACCUUGGAGGUCUCCAGGAAAAAUAUUCUGAAAGGCUCUACACUCACAACCACAACUUUGUGAAGGCCAUCAAUACCGUUCAGAAGUCUUGGACUGCAACUACAUAUAAGGAAUAUGAGAAAAUGAGCCUGCGAGAUCUGAUAAGGAGAAGUGGCCACAGCCAAAGGAUCCCAAGGCCCAAACCUGCCCCGAUGACUGAUGAAAUACAGCAACAAAUUUUAAAUUUGCCAGAAUCUUGGGACUGGAGAAACGUCCAAGGCAUCAAUUAUGUUAGCCCUGUUCGAAACCAAGAAUCUUGUGGAAGCUGCUACUCAUUUGCCUCUAUGGGUAUGCUAGAAGCAAGAAUUCGUAUAUUAACCAACAAUUCUCAGACACCAAUCCUGAGUCCUCAGGAGGUUGUAUCUUGCAGCCCGUAUGCCCAAGGUUGUGAUGGUGGAUUCCCAUACCUCAUUGCAGGGAAGUAUGCCCAAGAUUUUGGGGUGGUGGAAGAAAGCUGCUUUCCCUACACAGCCAAAGAUUCUCCAUGCAAACUAAGGGAGAAUUGCCUCCGUUAUUAUUCUUCUGACUACUACUAUGUGGGUGGUUUCUAUGGUGGCUGCAAUGAAGCUCUGAUGAAGCUUGAGCUGGUCAAACAUGGACCCAUGGCAGUUGCCUUUGAAGUCCACGAUGACUUCCUACACUACCACAGUGGAAUCUAUCACCACACUGGGCUGAGCGACCCUUUCAACCCGUUUGAGCUGACAAAUCAUGCUGUUUUGCUUGUGGGCUAUGGAAGAGAUCCAGUUACUGGGAUAGAAUACUGGAUUAUAAAGAACAGCUGGGGCUCUAACUGGGGGGAGAGUGGCUACUUCCGUAUCCGCAGAGGAACUGAUGAAUGUGCAAUUGAGAGUAUAGCCGUGGCGGCCAUACCGAUUCCUAAAUUAUAGGACAUAGCUCCCAGUGUUAUAUACGGGUCUUUAUCAUUCACAGAGUGAUUUAGUCACAUGCUGAAGACUUUUACAGAGCAAUAUCGGAGCUUACCACUAAGAUCUUUAAAGAAUUUUGCUUUUGAAUUUAAAACCAUCCUUGAUUUUUUUUUCUUUUAAUACCUUCCCCAUCAACUACCAAACUACUUUUCUUUUUAAAGUACUUGGUUAAGUAAUACCUUUAUGAAUAGUGGUUCAGUUGUCCAAUAUUUUUUGCAGGUCAUCUACAAUGCAACCAGAUGUUUCAGUUCUAAAAAUCUAUGUAAAAGCACAAGCUCAUUUUUAAAUUAUGUAAGUCACACGAAAACAUGGCAAAAAAAAAAAUAGUUAAAUUUUUUACAAAGAGUUUUAAAUAAAUGUUUAUUUAAUCAGUACCAUAGACUUUCUAUGUGUGUUUACAAGAAUUUUUGUCCACCUAAUUCUUUCCUUAGAAGCAAUUGUGCUCCAUGGAUGUACUUCUUUAUGGAGAAAAAAAAAAAACAAUGAAAAUAUUUCAUGUAUAAAACAGUCAAGGGAGUGUGAAGAUUCAUCACCUGCCAAAUUGCUUGCUGUGCAAGCAUGAGGACCCGAGGCCAGACUUCAGGAUCUGUGUCAGAAAAACAAGACAGCUAUGCUGACACACUUGUAAUUCUAGCGGUAGAGAGACAGAGACAGGUGGAACCCUGGAGCCUACUGGUUAACUAACAUAGUUCAGUGAACAAGUAUCCUGUCAAUGAGUGAGCUGUGUCAAAAUCAAGUUAUAUAUUGUUCCUAAGAAGCGAUAGCCAUGGUUGACCUCUGAUCCCUGGCUUCUGUCUAUGCUUGGGCUUCCAUACACACAUGAGCGCACACCUAAAUAACUAAAUAAAACAAGAACAUUUAACCUUGUCAAAGAGGAUCUUCUGACAAUACCUAGUGAACCCUAAAAUUCAGACAGGAAGUAAGGAGGAGUUUUUACAAUGUCAGUGUGUUGAAACUAUUUCUUGUUGUGUGUCUUUUGCAUGUGGAAAUAUGAAUAACAGUUGCAUAGUGAGUGAAAUAUUAACUGUGGAGAUUUGAGUAGCUCUUUGGGACUUCAGUGGAUAUUUCACAAUGACAUGAAAUGGCUCUGCUGAAUAGACAGAUGAUAUUAGUCUAUUAAAAUUAAUGUGACAGGCAAAUUAGGCAAUGACAUUGGAGCUACAUAACAAUGUGACAAACCAGAAGCAUUCUGAGGCUCAAGAAAACCAGAGCAUCAUAUCACCUAAGCUCCUUACACAGGUAAAAACAGGAAUUUAUACAAAAGGCAAAGGACUUUAUCCUGAGUCUCAUAGAUGAGAAUUGAUAUAGUCAUGUCUGAGACCCAGCUAUGUUAACUCCUUUUUCCCCAGAGUACCUUAGAGCACUGAGAAUGUUAGCUAAUCACCAGAGACGUUAGCUGUGUGCUCAAUGUAUCUUGGCAUUCUGAGUCUUCAGAGGUGGUAUGUUAAACCUAUAUAAUUAUAUUUGUUUGAUAUUGGGGCUCUGUUUGUAGACCUGACUGCCAUGGAACUUGCUAUGUAGACCAGGUUACUCUCAAGCUCACAAUGAUCUACGUGUCUCUGCCUCCCAACUAUCUUGUUUUAAAAAAUUGUAGUUGACUAAAAUACCAUUUUCUCUGCUGUGAAGGAAAGUAACACUCUAGAAAUGUGCACUGUGGCUUCAUCUUUUAUUUUGGUUAGGUUUUUGCUUGCUUGUUUGUUUAGGUUUUAGUGUUUUGAGGUAGGGCCUUACCAUGUGGCCAAAUCUAGUCUUUGAUUUAUAAUCCUCUUGACUUUGUCUCCUGUGUGCUAGGAUUGUAGAUUUGCUUUACCAAACCCAGGCAUACUGUGUUUAGACUGCAGCUUCUUGAACAUCUAAUGGCUUGCCAAAGGUCUUUGACAGUCUUGUGUUGAUAAGGAAACAGAUAAUCAGCCAUAGACAGCUAAUGUCAUUACUUUGUAGGUGUUCAGCAAAACAUAAAGGUUUUGUGACUGUUGCUAAUAUAAUUUUAUUCUUAUAUAAUGCUUUGCCUUUGUGAAAGUCUCUGUGAAGUAUAAGGUAUAAUCUCUGACUUUCAUGAAAUAUUUUAAUAAUUUUUCAAAGGUAUAAUAUAGACUGAACAUAGCUGGCUCUGGGCACCACUUCUUACAAUCAUGCGGAGUUGAGAACAAUAGUUUGAAGACACUAACUUUUCAGGCAACAAGAGGAAUAGCCAAGAACAAGAGUGAAAUUAUUCUGUGCUCAAAAUGAAGAUUAGUCUAUACUAGGAGGUAGUUUUCUGUACAAGGCAGAAAUUGUCUCACUGCACUGCAGUUAAAGGAGUUCAGCAAAGACAGCUUGAAAAUGAUGGACCAUCUUUCCAGUCUAAACCAUGCAGCAAAGGUCUGUUGUCUGUAGAUUGUUUAUAGUAGCACCAAUAAACCAUAAUAUCAUAGUCUGCUGACACUGAGCCCUCGAAAAACUAGAGUGAGCUCUUCGGUAAACCUCUCCAAACAAAGCCUCAGAAAGUCUCUAGAAUAUGUCCAUGUGACAAAGGGGGAAAUUAAAAUGGACAUUUUAAGUCUGGCACAGCCCAGAGCCAUUAUGUCUAGAAUCUGCUGGUUCUUGCUGAUUAUUUGUUAAAUCCUACAAAGUUUCUUUAUCCUGUCUGAUUUUCCAUGUCUGUGAAAUAUAUAACUUUUUAUCUUACUUUUUAAUCUUAAUACACUUUUAGUUAAAAUAGAAGACACCAUUUUCCCCUUGUCCUCCCUCCAGCUGCUUCCAUUCUCUACCUCCAACUCUUACCACACUUCACAACUUUCAAAUUGAUAACUUCACUCUCUUUGGUCGCUAUUGUUGCAUAUAUGCAUUUUUAUGUAUAAGUAUAUAAAUACAACCUGCUGAGUUCUUUUUUGUUGUUGUUGUCAUCCCUGAGACAGGUCAAUUACCCUUCUCCCAGCAGUCAUUAGCUCUCUGUAAUUCUUUGUCUAGAGAUGGGAGCCCUUGAGUUAGAUAUCUCUCCUUACUCAUUAGCACGUCUGUUGAUAUUGCCAUUGUUUAGUCUUGUUUCUGCAAUCAUUUCAAUGACAGAAGUCAUUGGUAGUCUGGCUCUUCAGUCUUCUCAUCCCAUUGUCUACUGUGCAAUUUCCCUGACACAGAUGCAGGAUGUGUGAUGAUCCUGUGAAUUCUCUACUUCUAAGGUCUUAUCCUAGGGCAUGAAAGAGUUUUCAUUUGUCUUUUAAAUUGCACUUGUGUGGUGGAGCACACCUUUAAUCCCAGCACUCCUAAGGCAAGGCAGGCAGAUUCUGUUGAGUCUGAGGUCAGGUCCUCACAGUGAGUUCCAGGCUAGCCAAGGUUACAUAGUGAGGCCCUGUGUUAAAAAACAAAUAAAUACAUAAAUUAAAAUUAAAAUUAAACUUUCUACUUUGCUACUUAAAAUCUUGGCCUUUCACCUAAAACCAUUUUAUUCAAGUAAGGGAGCUAAAAUAGAUUUAAGUAAUUCCAUUUCUUUAGAUAAGCAUUUGCCUAUGGAACUCUAUCUUAUGUCUAACCACUUAACUGGGGAACUGAGUAGAAUUUGAUAGCAAGAGAAACAGUUACCUUCUUCAAAUAGAUCUCCGAGACUGACAUACUCUCUUCAGUAUAUACAAAGUAUCCAGAAAAGUCCUGGACAUGUAGUAAGGACUGUAUAAAUAUUAGUUACCUUUCAAGCUAUCUUCCUACAAAUUGAACUUUUAAAUAAUUUGCUAUGGAAAAGAGCUAAGAUAUAUUCUAUAAACAAAAGAAUGUUACGGGAGAAUUCAUGUGAAUUUUAAAUCUUAUUUAAGAAUCCACAAAAAAGUAAUGAAAGAAGCCACAGAGAAACCUUCAAAAGACUUUUAACCUUUAACUUAGGGAAGGAGAUGCUAUUGAUUUGAAUUAGUUUGGGUUAAUUUUCGUUGUUGUUUUAAGGUUUUUACAUUUUUCACCCUUAUGGUGCUUGCUCCUACCCAGGGAAACAGUAAGUGUGGCAGUAAAGGGGCUUUGGAAACCGGUGAAAGUGUUGCAGAGCAACACUGAAUCAGAGCAAGCUAAGGUUAAUCUAAGAUUUUCAUAACUUUCCUUCUUAGGUUCCAACAUCAAGUAGAUUCUAAAAAUACUCUAAAGAUGAACACAUUACAGCACUGAAGCAUUUUCUAGCUCACCUCUGUCUUUAAAAAUGUCUUGGCCUCGUGGGAGAGGAUACACUUAGCCUUGCAGAGAUUUGAUGUGCCAAGGAGGGUGGAUAUACAGGAGGGUGGGGGGCAUUGUGAGCUCCACCCUCUCAGAAGAGAAGGGAAGUAGGUGAAGGAUUGUGUGAGGGGGUGACCAGCAGGAGGGUGGAGAAGAAUCUGGAUGUAAAAUGAAUAGAUAAAAUUAAUUCAUUAAAGAGGGAGGUUGUUUAUGGGAGGCAAAAUAACAGGCCUAAGGAGGUUCCUGAUAGAAAGGCAAUUAGACCUCAAUGUGUUCAGAAUUUUCAAAUGGUUUUUAUAAUCCUUAUCUGUAAACACAUUUCUAAAAUUCUUUUUAGCUCUCACAAUUUAUAUUUUGUUUGAGGCAAAGUGCUUCAAGUAUAUUCAACCCAUAGAUGAGAGUUAGAAAGCUUAGUUGAAUGGGUUUCCUCUAAAUAUGCUGAUGUUAAUGUUUAUAUUUUUAACGCUGUCAAGAAGAAAGUUCCUGAGUAAAAUUACAGGUGGCGAUGCCAAGUGUGCUGAAGGCACUGUGUGACAAAGUUCUUUUGGUGCACCUUGAAAGCAUUAUUUGACAAAGUUCCAGUGCUUGGACAGUCUGGACUGAUCCUUCACUACUCUUGAUGGAUACUGGCUGCACACCCUUUGCUACACUUAUGCUUCUUACUGUUAGAGGCCUCUCUCCAAUAACAAAAAGCUAGUGAAUAUGAGAAUGAAAUCAACAAAAGUUCCCUGGAAAAACCAGUUAUACUGAAAAUUGAGUCUGUCCUAAAAACUUAUUAUUUAAAUGAAUAUACAGAUGCUAAUAAGUGUUGUUAGUAUGAGAAAGAGGAUUUGAGAAGAGUUAUUUAAGAAGAAAACCUUAGGGAAAUUUUAGGAACUGACAAGCUGUAAUUGAAUUGCUAGGUUUCUUAUGUUUAAUUUUAGAAACAAGGAACUUGUAUUAUAGGAAGAGACUUUGAUCAUGCAAGUUUAUGACAAGCCUUGGUACCUUCCUAAUGGCAAAUGUAAGCAGUUUUAGGGACCCUGGUGUUCUCCUGUUCUUUACAGAACUGUAAUAAAGAUAGGAGUCAUAUUAAUAGAAACAAGGGUUCAAGACAGAGACACAGAGGAAGGCAUCUUGGCUCAAUACUGCCUGCCUUCCUGAACAAACCUGUCAGACGAGAACUUCACUGAUGACUGGCCUUGCUUAAGCAAAGGGGCUGAACAAUAUUUUAAGAAUCAAAGAAAGGGGACGGUAGUCUUAUGUCAAAUAUAAAAGAAAUAUAGAGGAAGGAAAGGAAUAAUUGAGUAAAGGUUGAACUUCUGUGAAAAGUUAAAUAUGAUAUACUAGGUAGUAGGAAAUCACUUUUGAUCUAUUAGUCUUAUGUCAAACUGAAACAGAAUUGAAUUUAAAUAGAGUCAUCCUAUCAAGCAUGUCUGUAACCGCAACGCUUUAUGACACCAAUCUUAAGGAAGAAGAUAUUGAGUUUAAAGAAAAUUGAUCUUAUCAAAUGUUAAUUCUUAGUUCCUAUAAAAUUGCAGUUUGCUUGCUUUGUCUUUUAAUAUUCUUAUGUAAUCAGGAAGACUUUUGAAGAAUACGUAUUUUGAAAAGCUGUGUAAUCAGUGCAUAAAAUUUCUGAGGAAAUGAUUUUGUGUAUAAAUAAAGCCUGAAAGAGACAAGAGUUGUCAGAGUAGGAAAAGCCAUACUGAAACGUGCUUCCUCUCUGUCCCUUCUCUCAUGAAGAGAAUGA